GGCAGCCACGCAUGGGGAAUCAUACUUAAUACCCAGUGUGACCCCCGAAAUUGCGCAUUUCGCUCAAAGUAUUCAGUCGAUCUUCCAUAACUUCAGAUAUUACAAUAUUCACACCUCCAAAAUGCCGCCAAGGCUCUCCCCCGACUUCAAACGCGGCCGUUGUCGCUUCGUUUCCAACUGCCCUUACGGUACCAAGUGUCGUUUCAGUCACGGGACGGCACCAAGUAAAGCAAUCCCUUCUAGUAGUGCAGACCCACAGCCUAGGAAGGAAAGUGAGAUUGAGGGCAUUUCUCGAGAAUGGACAUACAUGACUCGUUGCAAGUAGAUAGCUGCCUUGAGGAGAAUGAAAAACAAGAGGGAGAAGUCAAGUCUAAAUACUGUAUGAUACCGAGUAAUUUGGAGUUUGUACUAGGUCUUGAAGGUUAGACCUAAUGGAUGUUCCGGAAGUCAACGCGUCGUCACUAUGGUAGGAUGAUCCCUAGCAGCAUAGCAUGGGACCGAGAAAAGGGCCUAUUUCUAUUGGUACCGCAAUACACUUCAUGUUGUGGGGCACGGAUUGACAAUACGAAAUGCUGCUCUUAGUGUCGCGUCUUUGCAGUACAGCAUAGUGUCACGUGAAUGCCGCCAAGGACGGAUGGUCCGUGCCGAGAUAGGCUAUAUCAUUCACCCAGCGG
Cucurbitaria berberidis CBS 394.84 is the source of this 674-nucleotide messenger RNA. RefSeq lists its product as uncharacterized. The transcript has 2 exons. Gene Ontology annotation, molecular function: metal ion binding. Bases 122 to 325 code for a protein of 67 amino acids. The record is from RefSeq and is a predicted model, not a curated record. Lineage: Eukaryota; Fungi; Ascomycota; Dothideomycetes; Pleosporales; Cucurbitariaceae.